CAGGCCGAAUUAGCUCUUAUCGAAGCUAACGCACCCUACACGGGCUACAAAAUCGAUGUAUUCAAUAAACCAGAGUGGUUUGUUAGCAAAGUGAACCCCGUUGGCAAGGUGCCCACUGUAGCAUAUGGAGGACCCAGCGUCAACCCCGACGAACCUUCGCCCGCUUCCAGUAAAAUCACAGAAUCAAACGUCAUCCUCGAGUUCUUGGCAGACCUCUAUCCAAACUCUGGCCUCCUGCCAAAGGAUCCUGUUUCGCGCUCCAAAGUCCGUUUGUUCCUUGAUGCGAAUAGUAAAUCCGUCGAGGAGCCGCUUUAUGCCUUCCUCGGAGGGGUGGGGUCAUAUGAGAAUGUCUUGAAGGGCAUUGAAGUUAUCCAAGGACUCCUUGAGGAGGACGCAGAUUUCGCAGUCGGAGUUCAUUACACCAUUGCAGAUGCCUCCAUCUCGCCGCACAUCGCAAGGCUCAGGAUCAUCACGGAGACUGACGCAGGCCGGUUCCCUGCCGGUAUGGGGUUCAAACUGGGUGAGGAGCUAAAGGGACCCAAGUUUGCUAAAUUUACGAAAUACGCCGACCGAGUAUUGCAGCGUGCAAGUUUCAAGCAAACCUUUGAUCAGGUGUGUAUUCCGCUGCCCUUUUAG
Messenger RNA from Suillus plorans, 636 nucleotides. RefSeq lists its product as uncharacterized. Gene Ontology annotation, cellular component: cytoplasm. The annotation marks the transcript as partial. The record is from RefSeq and is a predicted model, not a curated record. The transcript has 3 exons. Lineage: Eukaryota; Fungi; Basidiomycota; Agaricomycetes; Boletales; Suillaceae.